Peromyscus californicus insignis is the source of this 5562-nucleotide messenger RNA. RefSeq names its product ribonuclease P protein subunit p29-like. The record is from RefSeq and is a predicted model, not a curated record. NCBI's taxonomy places the organism in Eukaryota, Metazoa, Chordata, Mammalia, Rodentia, Cricetidae. Bases 1047 to 1463 code for a protein of 138 amino acids. The transcript has 6 exons. Gene Ontology annotation, molecular function: ribonuclease P RNA binding. Gene Ontology annotation, biological process: rRNA processing; tRNA 5'-leader removal. Gene Ontology annotation, cellular component: ribonuclease MRP complex; ribonuclease P complex.
CAAGAAUGUGGUGCUCUUUGCCCAAGUUUCUCUGAAACUUCUUUUCCCUCUUUAAAAGGAGGUCGCACAGUACUCAAUAUUAAAAAAUCACUGACUAAAGAGAGCACAGAAGCUGAAGCAGGAAUAUUGAUUAUACUUAGGAGCUCAGCCUAGACUAUGUAGCAAGUGUCUGGGUUACACAGGGAGACUUUGUCUUCGGAAGGAAAAAAUAAAAUCAAAAAAGCCCAAAGCCAGCUAAAGCUACUCUAUUUUACUGAUAGGAAAGAGACCCUUAAACGAGGUCAUAAAAAUUACAUAGUAGCUUAAAUAGAAGCAAAUCCCCGGCCACCAUUACAAAAGGUAACUAGUAAACUUAGGAGUGAAUUCUAGGCCAGCCAGGGACACGAGUCCCCUGGAGGGAGAGGGGGAAGAAUAAUCCAGCACACAGUGGGCAAAGGCAGGCGGAUCUCUGAGUUUGAGGCCACCUGGUCUACAGAGUGAGUUCCAGGAUAGCCAGGGCUGUUACAAAGAAAACCCUGUCUCAAAAAACAAAAAAAAAUCAAAAGAAAUCCUAAUACCCCACUACAUCCAUUAUGUUCACUACUUCAAGCCCAUUUCUGCCCUCUGUAGUCCCAAUCUCCCUCGCAUCCUCUCCAUGACAGCUUGCCUCACUACACUUCAUUAAUCCUGACCCGCAACUGGAUUCUCCUGUUCGGCCAGGAGAGCCAUAACAGACUCCACCCGCGACAGAACCGGCAGUUUAGCUAGCCCCUCCCUCGGCAGCAGAGCUAAACCCGAGGCGCAAGCACCACCAGAGCCCGUCACGCUUCGAUGGCGUCACGCAAGGCGCCGUGUCCGAAAUCUGGUCGCAUCCAUUGAUGCCGCCUGGAGCAAGUCUGUUAUUGUACUGUGCCUAUGUUGUUUCUUGGGCACAGCGAAUUUUUCCAGCGGAAAUGUAAACAAGAAAGAGUCCUGGUGGCUGAAAGCUGCUGAAAAAAGCAAAGAAAGGGAAAGAAUGAGAGAGAUCUGAAGGAAACGUCAUCAAAGCGCGCUGGAAGCGUCCGACAAUGAAGGCUGUGAUUUACCAUGCCUUUUCUCAUGAAGAAGCCAAGGAGCACGAUGUACAGGAGCUGGGAAGCCAGCAGCCUGAGGCCUUUGUGAGGGCCUUCCUGAAGCAGAGCAUCCCUCACUGGAGCCAGCAAGACUGUGAGAGCCAUCUGCAAUGCAAGGCUGUGGUCUUGGAAUACUUCACUCGUCAGAAGUCCAAGCAGCAGCAGAAGAAAUCCAAAGGCCUCACUGCCAAACAGAGGAGAGACAUGAGGCUCUUUGACAUUAACCCAGAGCAACAGAGAUACAGACUCUUCCUCCCUCUGCAUGAACUCUGGAAGCGGUACAUUUGUGACCUGUGCAACAGGCUCAAGCCAGACACCCACAAAAUCCAAGUGCCCCUCCUAUGUGGGGUUCACAGGAAUCCUUCUGCAUGAGACCAAGCAUGUCUUCAAGAUCAUCACCAAAGAAGACAACCUGAAAGUUAUCCCCAAGUUAAAUUGUGUGUUCACCAUAGAAAUGGAUGGCUUUAUUUCCUACAUUUAUGGAAGCAAAUUCCAGCUUCGGUCAAGUGAGAGGUCUGCCAAGAAGUUCAAAGUAAAGGGAACGAUUGACCUGUGAACUCUCUGCCACUGGAGACAGAAGUCGCUGGCAGCUGAGAACUGGAAAUACUUUAAAUACCCACUUUUCCAUGAAAGCUUUCUGGCUGUGGCCCUCCUGUAGUCCAGGGAAAGCAGAGUGGCUGAGGAACUUUGAGCAAUAUAAGAAGUAGUCAGGGGUAGAGGUUUGCCUCUCCAGGGAGGAAAGACUAGCAGAAAAUGCACCAGGACUAACCCUGGGUGAUUUGAGGAAGGGUGCCGUUAGGUUCUAUCCUUCAUACUUUCCUGUGUUUCAUACAUUCUGUGCUGAAUCAGUUAUUCAGUUAAUAACAAAAUACACUACAGGCAUAAAUGGGCUCAAAUGAAAGAAUCUUCUUGACUUUCUGGGUUGAAAGGGAAGGGGCUUUUGUGACUCCCUCAUCCCAUGUCCAUCUACCACCUCCCAUUGCUUUCACAGUGUGGAACAUCAUGGUUCUGACUGGAGGUCAGUCCUGCUUCAAACUCUGCACUGCCUACAGUUUGCUGCUCUCACAUGGAGGCAUAGUGACCUUGCUAGAUGGCUCAGGGCUUCACUGCAGCAGUCAGAAUGGAGCAGAGAGGCAGGUCUGCCAGUACCUGUUGGCUACUAUUUGGAUAGAUUGGCCAAUGUAUCUAGCAAUGAUACCUUUGGCAUCUUAGUUCCAUUUUUGCUGCUGAAAUCAUAGCUUUUCUACUGUGUAAGGCCAGAUGAGGUCUUUCUGCACAAGACCAUUGGAACUGCAGGUCAGGGCCAGCAUGAGAAAUGGGGGGGGUCCAGCCACUCAGUGCCAGUAUUAGGAAGACCUUGUCCUUGAAACCUGGUUCAGAGGCAUCAGUUGUCCCUUGCUUGUAAGAAGUGUCUGCUGGCCAGCUUAGAAACUCGCCCUGUCAAUAAUAAGUGACAACCCAUCCACCCACUCACCCCAGGUAAGCGGUGUGCUGGUGGUCAAUUCAUUGGUGCCUCCCACUCAGACAACACUGGAUGAAAGAGGAAUGAGUGAGCCUAAUGUCCUUUACAUGACACGAAAACAGAAAGCCUACUUUCUCCCAGAAAUCAAAGUGCCCCCCUAAGUCCUAGAGACUAUCCAGGCCCUGGUUUUAUCUAUAUCAUCUAGACAUUCCUCAUGGCACUGACCCUCAUGUUAUCACAUAGUCCUUGCAACCCAGGUUCAGAGCACACAUGAGCCCUCAGCCUGAAAGUGAUCAUUGUCCAAGGUCUCAUGGACUGGGAGAUUUGAACCAGAAAGCCUGGGUCCAGAGUCAUGUUCUUCCCAGCAGGACAGCUACAGAGAUGUAAAGGAGACUGCUAAAAUAUGUAUAUAUCCCUUAUUUACCCAGUUCUCUACCAAGGAACUCUGUCUUCUGUGUAGAGACUGCUGUUCUAGCCAGCCAAAAGUGUAUGGGUGUUACAAAUUUGGAGCAGACCUGCUCAUCCCUGCCUCUCUGUGAUGUAAAGUGCACACUAUGUUGCAUAAACACAGUUGCUUCCCAGAAAACCUGCUGGUGCCAUUUGCCAACUGAAACGUUUUUCUGCUGGCCCCAACUCAAGUUUCCAUUGACUAAGGACACUCUCUCUCAGGGGAGACAAUGUGAUGCUCACCUGCCACAGAGUCUCUGCUCUUUGCCUUGUCUGGGAUGUGCUGCUAUUGUCUCCCUGAUCUUCCCAGGGGACCAAGGUCCACAGCAUCCUCCCAGGCACUGGUCCUAGGGAAACUGCACUCGGUACUACAUGGAGUAUGGCUAGCCAAGUCCCCACACCUUCAUAGUACUUGGCACUCGUGACUCUGUCUCCAAUGAGCAGGACUAUGGUAGAAAUGAGAUUUAGGGUAUAGAGAGCCACAUGUGACAACCAGCUCUGUUGAAUGUAAACCAUGCACUACAGAAACAUUGGCCCCAGAAGCCAAUGUUAAAAGCUGUUGGCACCUCAAGAAAGGACUCAGAAUGCUAUCGAGAUUAGUUUGUGCUAAGUGUUCCUCCUGACUGGUCAACAGCCACCUCUCGCUGUCCUAUGGUCUAUCCUCAAGAGUGGGGAGCUCUAGUGUGUCUCUUAUAAUGAUACUGGGCCAUUGAAUUAACAUCUCAUCCUAUGACCCAUUUAUCCUUAGUUACCUCCUUAAAGAUCCUAUCUCCAAACAUAGUCAUGUUGGAGGUUAGAGCUUCAACAUAGGAAUUUGAGGAGGGGUAGUGUACCCUUCAGUAACAACUGUGAAAUGUUCCUAAUUAGAAAAGGUUGUCUAUACCUUCCAGGAAGGUGGCAAUAUCCACUCUGGACCCCAUAUGCAGAAUGGCCUGGGUUUCUCUGGUGUUUCUUUGGUGUAUGGUAUGUGUGGGCCACCAGCCAGCUCAACCUAACUGCUAGACUCCAAGUUCCUUUAUUUUGUCAGCAUGCACAGUAUCCAGACUCCUGGAGUUAUCAGCAGCUAAACUCCUCCCUCCUUGUUCCACUGGGAAUAGCACAGUCUGAUUGUAGAUGUGUAGAGUGAUAGGGUGGUUAAUGUCAACAUGACUGCAUUGAAAAAUGCUUAAAAAAGUAGUACACUUCUUGCUGUGGCUCUGAGAGCUUUGCAGAGAAGAUUAAUUGAAGGAGAAGAUCCACCCUAUACAUGGGAAGUUUCAUCCCCUAGGGUCAGGAGCUGGGUACAAGAAAAGAAAGCUUGCUAUAUGUCCUUUUCCACUGUGUCCUCCCUGCCAUGAUAACUGAAGCUCAGACCAAAAUAAUGCCCUCCUCAUGUCAUUUAUGUCAGGUAUUUUAUCACAGGAACAAAAAGCCUAACAUAGAGGAUGGGCAGAGUUGGCCCCUGAGGAGAGCCAUGGGAUAUCAAGAAUCUAAUCACACCCAGGUUCAGAACCAUCAUAAAGAACCCAGGAAAUCAAAACAAGGCCUGAAAAGGUCUGCUACUGUUCUCCCCACCAAGCAGGAGAAGUGGAAAGGGGACAUGUGGCCACCAGUCUCAAUCCCAUAAGACAUACCUUAGAUUGCACCCAACUCAUUAGUGGUGGGGUGAGAUGGCAGGAACUUCUACUCACUUUCAAAAUCAUGGAGCAGGAUACAAAAUUCUGAACAGUUUAUUAAUACUUGAAAUCUUUCAGGGUCUCCAAGCUGCUAUCUGUCAAAUGGGAUAACUUGACUGCAUGAAGGCCGCCACAAUCAGGCUCCUGGGAUUCUGGACCGGAAUAAGCAGGCAUAUGUCUGCAGCAGCUGAUCCUAUGCUGCACUUCUAUUGGUGAAAUUAUUAAGGCCACUCCAGGUAGUUAAAAGUGAGGUUUAUUUUGGGGUAAUUUACAAGUGAAGGGAUAGGUAACAGGGUCUGGGAAAGGUGUAGCAUAGUCCGGGAGUGUUCUCUGGAGAACUCUGCUCGGUCUUCCUCCAGCGUCCAGGGUCCAGGAACCAAGAGAGCUGGCGCAUCCGGAUCUCAGGUCUUCAGGGUCCUCUCUCGGCCCCGCCUUGUCGGCGUGACAGUUACUGAAGCUUCAGUGGGGGUUGGAACUUCCAGAUCAAAGCUGGAAUGGCUACCCACUACACACUUCAGCCAUACUAAGUCAGACUCCAGGAGUGGAAUCUGUAUGUUUGUGUAACACCCCACCUGCUUCCUCCAUUCACCAGUAUUUGAAGAUGGUACAUUCCAGAUGGCAUCUAAGUCUCUUCCAGUCCUGAUGUCUGAUUUGACCAGGCUUGAGCCAGGCGUUUCUGAAUGCUGAAAAGGAUCACCCAAUGACCAGUCUCUCAGGUUCUGAAGAAUAAACAUGAAGAUUCUUCCCCAAAUCCAUCAAUUAGGGUAAAAGGCUCACUUUCUGGACAAUGGCUUUUGUGUUAAUUUAGUUUGCAUUCCUUAACUACAAUGCCUCAUUAAGACAUCUGUUAAAUGUCUAUAAUAUUAAUUUAAUAGAGGGGGUUCCAAUAGAACUGUAUUGAAUUGUC